UACAAUACGGAGGUACGCAAUACGUAUUUGACUGUAUUGUCCACGACGAUUUUCGCUGUUCUAUCACAUCCAUCUCACCCCAGACAGUUAUUCAUCUAUUGUAUCGCUGAAUAAGACAAUAGGAUAGACAUAUUCCUCUUGUACUGCUCAAUACCAACCCGCUUUCUACGUCAUCUACCGUCUCUAUCUCAAGCCCCUUUAAGUUAGCUGGUUUUAUAAGAGCACAAUAACAGUAGUUCUCAGCCCAACGUCCUUAUCUGAAAGCAGGUCCCGGGAGAGCAAAAGGAGAGCAAAAAGAAAGAAAAAAACAUCGCUAUGGCCUCCCGCAGGAACGUCUCGACCGAGAAGUCUCUCCUCGAGAAAGAUGCCACAGUCAGCUCGAGCCCGGCUGCUGCGAACGAGCGGUCAAGCGUGGCACCAGCUGUCCCCACGGAGGUGAUCGUGAAACUACUGGCGUUCACAUUCGCCAUGAUUGUUGUUCCCAUCGGCUCAUACUUCGUGACAGUGGACACGAUAUUCCAAGGGAACUCUACAUACGCGGGUGCUCUGGCUGCUAUCAUGGCCAACGUCGUACUUAUCGCCUAUGUUGUUGUGGCAAUGAAAGAAGACCAGUCGGAACAGCAAGAAGAGGAGAAGAAGAAGAACCGGUAGGCAUGUUCGGCUGUACGGUAUCGUGUGGCGCUUCUGCACCCCCCUGAGGAAUGGAUGGCGAUGUUGCAUUUUGUUUGAAACCGCGCCUUGGGACAAUCGCCGAUGCCAGGGGUCCUAGGAAUUUAAUGUCUCGGCAAUCUUGUCGCUUAAUAACAUGCCGAUCUAUGGCUCGCAAA
Messenger RNA from Phialemonium atrogriseum, 827 nucleotides. RefSeq names its product vacuolar ATPase assembly integral membrane protein vma-21. The coding region runs from base 316 to 651 and encodes 111 amino acids. The transcript is spliced from 4 exons. Gene Ontology annotation, cellular component: endoplasmic reticulum membrane. NCBI's taxonomy places the organism in Eukaryota, Fungi, Ascomycota, Sordariomycetes, Cephalothecales, Cephalothecaceae. The record is from RefSeq and is a predicted model, not a curated record. Gene Ontology annotation, biological process: vacuolar proton-transporting V-type ATPase complex assembly.